CAAAGCCUGGGCGGAGACUUCCUCCAUGACAGACACGCCCCUAUGUUCAACGAACACGGCUCCAUACAUACCCUGUUGUUAGCGGCACGGACGAUUUCAUUUUUGGCUAUUCUAACAGAAAAUUGGAAACAAAAUUUCACAUCCAGCCACGGUUAUCUUCAUGAUCCUGUAGAGGUUCACCCAUCUUUAUCACUGGUGUGACACGUUGUUGCUGGAGACAGCCUUGAGAGCCCCUUUGAGUAUGUUAAUACAAUGAAGAGGCAUGUGGAGGACCAGGAACCAAUAUUUGCAGCCCAGCAACAGCAGUCACAUCGUACCCCAGUCCAGGGCAUUGCAGAAAGCUUCCAGCAUAGGGCCCUUGCCCCAACCACUGCUGUGAUAGAGGCGGCCUCAGACAACAUGCAGCCAUCUUCUGGCAUCCAGUAUUCUCUUCCACAGGGUUACCAGGUACCAACAAUGCCUCAGAGCACAAGUGGACAUGGACUUAAUUCUGCCCAACAUGUUGGAGCCCAUGCACAUAACAUAGUCCAAUCUCAGGGCCCUUCACUGAUCCAGGGUCAUGUGCAUUCAACUGCACCCGUGACUUCAGCUCAAGGACAGCAGCAGUUUCAGCGACUGAAGGUUGAAGAUGCAUUGUCGUACCUGGAUCAAGUGAAGCUCCAGUUUGGAAAUCAGCCCCAAGUUUAUAAUGACUUCCUGGACAUUAUGAAAGAAUUUAAGUCACAGAGCAUUGACACUCCUGGUGUUAUCAGUCGUGUAUCCCAGCUCUUCAAGGGUCACCCAGACCUCAUCAUGGGCUUUAAUACAUUCUUGCCGCCCGGUUAUAAAAUUGAGGUUCAGACUAACGAUCUGGUUAACGUGACCACACCAGGCCAGAUUCACUACAUCACCCCUCAUGGUAUAUCUGUUCAAAACAUCCCAGUAAGUGGAACACCCAGCCAACCUGUUAGCCAGCAUCAACACCAGAGUGUGCCACAGGCCAGCUCACAGACUGCUGCUGUCACGCCACCAGUCCCCACCCAGCCUGCAGUAAAUAAAAUCAACAAGGCGAUGCAGUCUCCAGUCCACACCCCCACCAGCCAGCCGAAUCCAUCCAUCCCAUCUUACGCCUCACCACGGUCACCUUCAGUUCAGUCCCACACUCCUGUCAGCAGCACCCCAUCUGCUGGUCCACCACUCCAGAACAAUCAGCCUGUGGAAUUCAACCACGCAAUAAACUAUGUCAACAAGAUCAAGAACCGAUUCCAGGGUCAGCCAGACAUCUACAAAGCCUUCCUGGAAAUCUUGCAUACAUACCAGAAAGAACAGAGGAAUGCCAAAGAGGCAGGAGGCAAUUAUACUCCAGCUCUGACUGAGCAGGAAGUCUACACUCAAGUUGCAAGGCUCUUCAAGAACCAGGAAGACCUGCUCUCAGAAUUUGGACAGUUCCUGCCUGAUGCCAACAGCUCAGUACUGCUUGGCAAAACUGCACCUGACAGGGCAGAGUCAGUGCGUAAUGAUCAUGGUGGGACGAUCAAGAGACCUCUACCAAACAACAAACAGAAAUUAAGCCACAAUGGACUAACGGUCAAGAGACCCGGAACUGUGGGAGUUUCUCCCCUUCUCAAGAAGAAACCAAAAAUAGUUGGCAAGGACCAUGGCUUAGCUGAAGUUGGCAAACACAGCACAAGCACCGAAACCAUGUUCUUUGAAAAGGUGAAGAAAGCAUUAAGGAGCUCUGAGGCAUAUGAAAACUUCCUGCGGUGUUUACACAUCUUUAACCAGGAGGUGAUUUCACGUGCAGAGUUGGUUCAGCUAGUCGUCCCAUUUCUUGGAAAAUUCCCAGAACUUUUUACAUGGUUUAAAAACUUCUUGGGCUACCGAGAAUCCAGUCACAGUGAGUCGAGCCAUGCGGAGACUUUACCCAAGGAGCGGGCAACUGAGGGCAUUGCCAUGGAGAUUGACUAUGCUUCCUGCAAGAGGCUCGGCUCCAGCUACAGGGCGCUACCCAAGAGCUACAUGCAGCCUAAAUGCACAGGGAGAACACCACUAUGUCGAGAGGUUCUCAAUGACACGUGGGUGUCGUUUCCAUCCUGGUCUGAAGAUUCUACUUUUGUAAGCUCCAAAAAGACUCAGUAUGAAGAGCACAUUUACAGAUGUGAGGAUGAGCGUUUUGAGCUUGACGUUGUUUUGGAGACCAAUCUCGCCACGGUACGAGCCCUUGAGUCGGUCCAACAGAGGCUUUCACGAAUGUCGGCGGAGGAGCAGGUGCGCUUCAAGCUGGACAACACAUUGGGGGGCUCCUCAGAGGUCAUUCACCGCAAAGCUAUCCAACGAAUAUACGGGGAAAGGGCCCACGACAUCAUUGAUGGUCUUAAGAAGAACCCAACUGUGACUGUCCCUAUAGUGCUAAAGAGGUUAAAAAUUAAAGAGGAAGAGUGGAGAGAAGCCCAAAGAGGCUUCAACAAAAUAUGGAGGGACCAGAAUGAAAAGUAUUAUCUGAAGUCUCUUGACCACCAAGGCAUCAACUUCAAACAGAAUGACACCAAAGUGUUUCGCUCAAAAACAUUGCUCAAUGAAAUUGAGCUGCUAUUUGAUGAGCGGCAAGAGAGAGCAUCGGAGGAAACCAACACUACGCCUCCUAGUGGCCCACACAUAAACCUGACGUAUGAUGAUAGUCAGAUCCUGGAAGAUGCUGCUGCCCUCAUUAUUCAUCACGUCAAGAGACAAGUGGGCAUCCAGAAAGACGACAAGUUCAAGAUCAAACAGAUCAUACACCACUUCAUCCCAGAUCUCCUUUUCACCCGGCGAGGUGAGCUCUCCGACGUGGAGGAGGAGGAAGCACAGGACAUGGAUGUGGAUCAGGACGGAUCGAAAAAGCACAACGGCCUGCCAGGCAGCAGCCCGUCCAAGACAAAGCUCCUCUUCAGCAACACGGCAGCUCAGAAGCUGCGGGCCACAGAUGAGGAUUAUAACUUGUUUUUUGUCAACAACUACUGGUACAUCUUCCUCCGCCUCCAUCACAUCCUCUGCACUCGUUUACUGCAAAUCUACGGGCAGGCCGAGAAGCAGAUUGAGGAGGAUGCCCGCGAGAGGGAAUGGGAAAAAGAAAUGUUUGGGCUCCAAAAAGACAAGAAUGAAAAUCCAGCAUUCCAACUCAAGAUGAGGGAGCCGAUGGAUGUUGACGUAGAGGACUAUUACUCCGUCUUUCUGGAAAUGGUGCGGAACCUUCUGGAUGGAAACAUGGAACCAGCUCAGUAUGAGGAUUCCUUGAGGGAAAUGUUUAAUAUCCAUGCCUACAUUGCCUUCACCAUGGACAAACUCAUUCAGAGCCUUGUCCGGCAGCUCCAGCACCUUGUCACUGAUGAUGCAUGUGCCCGUGUAAUGGACUUGUACCUGAGUGAAAUGGCCAAUAAAGCCACCGGGGGCACCCUGCCCACACAGGCAUCCCGGGCCACUGCUGAGGGCACCUACCAGCGGAAAGCCGAGCAUCUCAUGUCCGACGAGAACUGCUUCAAGUUGAUGUUUAUGAAGAACCAAGACACUGUUUGUCUCACUAUGGAGCUUCUGGACACAGAGGAGGAGAACUCUGAUGAGCAAGCGGAGAGGUGGUCGGACGUGGGCAGGUACCUGAACUCUGAUUCGGCAUCUCCAGAGCUGCGUCAGCAUUUGGCCCAGAAACCAGUGUUCCUUCCCAGGAACUUGAGAAGAAUAAGGAAAUGCCAGAGAGGAUGGGAGCAGCUGCAACAGGAGAGGAUGACGACGGGCCCCUCCGACCCGGAGCUGCAAGGCGACAAGAGCCACCUCAAGAUGGAGUGCAUGUUCAAGCUCAACUCCUACAAAGUGUACGUCUGCAAGUCGGAGGACUUCAUGUACAGACACACGGCACUCACACGCGCUCAUCAGUCCCACCAGCGGGUCCACAGACGCCUGCACCGACGCUUCCAGGCCUGGUUGGACACCUGGGCCAAAGAGCAUGUGACAAGCGACAUGGCUGCCGACAGCCGCAAAUGGCUGAUGGGAGACGGACAAGACGGCCUGGUGCCCUGUACCACCACCUGCAACCUGGAAGUUCUCCAUUACCUUAACGUUAACAAGUACAGGGUCAAGUACAGAACACAGUAGCCUAUGAUCCUGUCAGAUCGCCCCGGGGGAGGGACGGAUCUUCAUUCUUUGCCCUUCUGCUACUGGAUUAGUUCGCCAACCUUGAGGGCACGUCUUCUGCUGCUGGAGGUUCUGCAAAUUUAGGUAAAUCAUCUGCAAACGUCACACUCGUGUUCCAUGCUGCAAAAUCAGGUUUUUGUCCACGUCGCAGUCAUGAGAAUGAGAGGGGUGUCUUCUAUGGAAAAACACCUGCAUAUUUGUUUGUUUAGCUAUAGCUAGCAUAAGCUCUCUAAAGGACCACUGACGUGAUUUUUCAUAAUCUAUAUUGUUUGGAAUGAUGUUCUAUGUUGUUUGUUCUUUUGUACGUGAAACCUAACUUGGUAAAAAUGAUAUGGCGGGAAACCUUUUUUUAGUCCCGGGGGGGGGGUAGUAGGGACGGCGCUAAUAAACAAACACUCGAUUUACCUCGUCUGCUUUGUUUAUGUUUUUCAUCCAAAUAGUAGUCCUUAUGCCAAAAGCUUGUGUUGCCGCUAGCUUGUUCCCUGUCCAAGCGUUGAUGUCAUUUUUAAUAUCUAUCGAUCACUAUCAAACAAAACUAGAACAACAUAGAACAUAAUUGUAAACAAUAUAGAAGAUAUUUGACAAAGUUGAAAAAGGAUGCGAGUCAAGCUUUCCCAGUCUGGGUGGCAAGGCAGCUUGUGAUUGGCUUUCUUGCAGGUAAAGGUGCACCAGUGCAUCCAAGCCCUUCUUUUGGAGAUCAUGUCUUUUCAAUGUUGUCAUCGAUGUGUAGCACACAGGAACAGUGUUGAUAUUCAGCUGGUUACAGCAGGAUGCAGUUUUAUUUUUUUUUCUUCUUACUAAUGGGGGCGGCUUCCAACCUUUUUGUGUUGGCGGUCCGUUCCUCUCCGGUGGUUGAUUUAGCAGAUAGGUACUGUUUUAUACGCCGUUCUUUGGCAUCACUGUGGCUCGGCUUUUAAAAGGACUGACUGAAGCCGAACGACACUGAUGGCUCCUGUCUUUUUAAAGACUGAAAUGUUGUAUUUACAUUUGUCCAAUUUGUUCUGUUUCACCUGUGAAACCUGCAUAUGAAUGUGUCUUUUCCCGUAAUAGUGCCGAUACCUCCACUGACGCGUGUACAGUAUAGAAUAGUUCAGUGUCAGCUAUGUACAGUUUUUGGGUCAACCAAGUCAGUCAGCAAUACUUCUUCCCUAUUGUGAAUGUCGACCCCCCUUGAAAGGGUUACUGGUAAAAGAGAAUGUUUGAUGGUCUUUGGUGGGUCGGCCAUCCUAAAAUGCAAAUAUUGAUGUAGAGAUUGUAGCUAAUGUAGAAUAAGACCAGACUAUGACUCCAACUUCCAUGUGCCACAUGCAGACGUGAGGAUGUGCCUGUAGACAUCUCACACCAACGAUCACAAGACUAGCAAAGAUUGGCAACGUUCUCGGGAUGCUGCUUCCUCACAGGAACUUUUAAAAGUGCUGACAACCGAAACCAGCUCCAGACAAUCUUGCGGUUUGCUUUUUAUUUCAUGUAUUUAACCACCAUGUUUAAUGCGGGAGGCCCCACGGCCCCGUGGAGGAGACGAUAAUGUUCACCAAUACAUUGAUUCUUCUUUUACUGUCUGUUCUCUUCACUUCUUGAUGUACGUACACGUGGGUUAGUCUGGUGUUUGCUAUUAAACUAUCCUUUAUAGACGCAAA
This is a messenger RNA of Doryrhamphus excisus (bluestripe pipefish), 5780 nucleotides long. RefSeq names its product paired amphipathic helix protein Sin3a-like. Gene Ontology annotation, biological process: negative regulation of transcription by RNA polymerase II. Gene Ontology annotation, molecular function: transcription corepressor activity. Gene Ontology annotation, cellular component: Sin3-type complex; chromatin. NCBI's taxonomy places the organism in Eukaryota, Metazoa, Chordata, Actinopteri, Syngnathiformes, Syngnathidae. The record is from RefSeq and is a predicted model, not a curated record.